Trematomus bernacchii (emerald rockcod) is the source of this 3625-nucleotide messenger RNA. It is a transcript of the gene armc2, whose product is annotated as armadillo repeat containing 2. The record is from RefSeq and is a predicted model, not a curated record. Bases 254 to 2746 code for a protein of 830 amino acids. Gene Ontology annotation, biological process: sperm axoneme assembly; cilium organization. The transcript has 18 exons. Gene Ontology annotation, molecular function: protein binding. Lineage: Eukaryota; Metazoa; Chordata; Actinopteri; Perciformes; Nototheniidae.
UCUUUCUGGGGCUAUGUUGCUGCAAGCUAGGGGAAAUUUAACAGAUUUUUACACAUUUCAGGUGUUGUUAUUGUUUUGUGUUUGGAAACCGAAUCAAGGAUCUAAAAUGAUAACUGUCCCAUCCAUCACAGAGGAUUGAACUGGGGUUAACGACUGUGUCCCAUCAGUGAGACACCCUGUAACCAUUGUAUAAUGAAGUCAAACCACUGAAGACAAUUGGCAGACUGUCUUGGCAGAUGUCACAUAGGCCCAAAUGGCCUCAAUGGAGAGAAAACAGCCGAUUCUCAGUCCAUUUGUUCCACGGCGCAACGCUGUGAGGAAAACAAGUGCAGAAAUAGUCAGUGAAGCCAGACAGUCCCUGCGAGUCCAGUCCACCCAGCGACCGUUCACUCCCAGAGAUGGACACAGGCAACUUUUUGGAAAGAGCUCUGCUGGUGUAGACCGUGACAACCGACCUCCAUCUACCUUCAGUCUUCAUGCACAAAACUUUGAAUUUCCCGACUCAAGGCCAGGCUCAGGGACUCGCCUCUCUCCUCUGGACCAUAAGCCACAUUUGCCAGUUCCCUGCGAUGAUGAGGAUCCAUUCAAGGUGUUUCCAAAACCCCCCGCUGACCCUCUGGAAGUGAAGAAGCGGCAGCCACGGACGAGGGCCCGCCUCCUCAGAGCUGGAUCUCUCACCACACUGUCCCCUGUAGAGGGACACAAAGAUGUGAAAGAGCGAGUAAACCCAGGCCCGGGACAAAAGCAGGCGUCACUUAAACGACUCCCCAGUUCUGACCACACCGAGGCCCGCGGUGGUCCUCACAAACCUGGCCCACGCAGAGCAGCAAGUGAAAGCAGAAUAAAGCAGCCUGGUGUCGGCUCCAGCGUUAGACCCACAGAGUGCAGAGCAGGACAGACAACAGAGCUGGCGAAUGGAGACGAAACCAAGAGCAAGGAGGAGGAUGCAGAGUCAUUGCUGUGGAAUAAUACGAUUGCUCCUCUUCUCCGACAACUAGAGAGUAUGGCUGCAGGCAGCUCCGAGGGCUCGGUGGACCCUCUGUGUGAUGUGUGUGACCGUCUCCAUGGCAUUUUGGCAGAAGCGGACAUGCUCGGCCGGCGCUGUAAGAGGAGGUCAGGGAUACUUCGAACGCUGUUCCGCCUCAUCGACCUCCACUCUGCCCGGCUCAACCUGCACAUCGCCACGCUCUGCCUCGCUCUGUGUGUCAGUGGAAACAAUCUGCUCAACAUCUGUAAGCUCAUCUUCCAGAUCAGCCGCAGUGAAAGCAACGACAUCCUCUUUCAGAACAACUCCAUCAUAGACUCGUUUCUGGGCGUUUUGAGCAAAGAGGAUGUGUCAUCAUCUGAAGAAGCUCUGCUGUACUGUGUUGGGACUCUGAAAUUUCUCUCAGGAAACAGUGCGAUCCUCAGACUCCUGCUGGACAAGAACUGUGUUGGUGUGGCUCAGAAACUCAUCCAGAGGCUCUGCACGGCACGAGAAACCAACUUCACCACAUCAGGGCACAUCCUCGUACAGCUGACGGCAGCCUUGAGGAACCUUGCAGAUCACCCUGAUGCCCGUCCACUCUUCGUCUCCUUCUCUAUACUGUCAGAGCUCUUUGUGGUGCUGCGUCUUCACCACAAAGACCCAGACAUCUGCACCAACAUCUCCAGAAUAUACAGUAAACUCUCCUCUUACUCGGAGUGCCGUCUCGCUCUGGCCCAGACCCCCGACUGCUACCAACUAUUAUUAGAACUGCUGAGCAAACAUCACCAAAAACAGGACCUUGUUGUGCGACUUCUCUUCACCCUCGGGAACCUCACAGCCAAAAGCGAUGAGGCUCGGCUGCAGCUCUUCCAGGUCGAGGGCUGCAUGGACACGCUCCUGCAGCUGUACGCCACGUACCAGCACAGAAACCGCCCUCCACCCCUACAGAAAGACCCCCCUCCCCUCAGCAGGCCUCAGGCAGCCCCAGCGAGCGUGCAGGAGGAGGAAGACGUGCUGGUGAAGCUGGUGAGGGUGCUGGCCAACAUGUGCAUCCACCCAGCUGUAGGUCCAGAUCUGGCUAGCAACACAUCCUGCAUUCAGCUGCUGAUGGAGACACUUGAGUUGAAAACUGUGCUGGAAAGCGAAGAGUUAAUGGUGAAUGUGGCUGCCACCAUCAACAACCUGUCCUUCUACCAGGAGGAGAGCUCUGCACUCAGGCGCAGUCAACUCACCAUCGCAAAGUUGAUGUUGAAGUUGGUGCUCAGCUCCAGUAUGGACGCCAUGCUUGAGGCCACCCGUGUGUAUGGAAAUUUGUCACAGUCCAAGGAUGUACGGGACUUUAUUAUGCAAAACAAAGUGCACCAGUUUGUAGUGACGCUGCUCGACUCAAAAAGCACUGAGAUGUGUUUUUCAGCCUGCGGGGUCCUCACCAACCUGACGCUGGACCCCCCCAACAGGCUCAGUCUCGUAGUGGAGGGGGCUGAUGCCAAGCUUGUGGAUUGUCUGAGAGACUUCGGAGCAGGUGAUUGGCAGCUGGCGGGCCAGGUCUGUCAGGCGUUGUGGAACAUGAGCGGCGGCGGCUCAGAGACGCUGCUGGACACACAGGAGAGAGAGUCGCUGGUGGAGAUCCUCACUACAUACUUAGAUGAAGAGGAGGCUCUGAGGUGGAUAGAGAAUGAAGACAUCAAGGACUACCAUAGGGCAUGCUGGGAGUUAGAGUUCUUACCUGCAGCUCAAAAACUGCUGAAGUCUCUCCAGCCUCUGGAUUGGACAGCCUGACGAAUGUUGUGGGAUGUUGUGGUUGUUUUAUGUUGUUGAGGCCUUAGCAUUGUUUUUAACUCUCAUAUACAAAAACCUAAACUAACUUCACUAUUUAACCCUUAUCCCCUGUCGGUGUAGAGAAAGCUUUCUUUAUUAAUGGAGGGCAUAAGGUAAGGUCAGCAUGAAUUCAUUUCUGUCACAGUGGAUUUUCUUGAUAGUUUUGAAGGCAAAAAAAGUAAAAACACCUUUUAAAUGUCUCAAACCACUACUGCAGCAUCAUUUAAUCCAACACUUUCUAGGACACGUUUGUCAUUAUUUAGCAAAAAUGAUGGCAAUUUCUCACAAUUCAUACUGACUGUUGCUCUUUGCUAUUUAUUGAUGAGAUUUUCCAUGAUACUAGAAACCUUUUGCAGACCGUUUUUAGGCGAAAAGAUAAGCAGCAAGUCAUAUUCAAAACAAUUAAAGAUGUCUGAUAAAUGAAAUAAUGCUAAAUAAAAGAAGCAGGGUAAAUCUGAUAAAUGAUACAGUUUGUGUGGAUGUGAGUAUACUUUGUUUCUCAAUUAUUUGUCUCUAUAAACAUGUUCUGCGUAGCUUUUUAUCACUCUGCGUCUGAAGAAUAACAACAGCUUAACUUUUUAUGCACUUUAAUUCCCAUAAAGCUAACAGAAGCCUUGACUUGGGUACCUACAGAUGUACUUUUAAGCUCUUUGCACAUGUAUAUAACAGACGUUAUCUGUUUUGUUAGCUGACUGUGUUGUAAAGGUUCUUUUAUGAUAAUGUAGUCUUGAAAAACAGAUGACUAACAUGGAAUUUACCUUAACAAGUAAAUGUUUUAUUGUGCAGGGAUUUUGUGACACUGAAACUUGUACAUAAUAAAGAAACAAGUGGAAAAACAUA